AGUUAGUGGGGGUGGGUCUUUAAAAUUGGGACAGAGGAGGAUGAGGCUUUCAUUGUCCGCCGUUCGUCCGAGAUAAAACCCGCAGGAGGCAAUACUCCAUACAUACAUAGACUACCUGCUAGCUAAAGAGCUCCCUUCUUUCAUAUUGACUGAUUGAGUUUGGUUGACGGUAGCCAUAUCUCCAAAGCCAUAGAGAUUAGAGAGAGAGAGAGAGAACAUGGCACUCAGAAUGUGGGCUUCUUCAACUGCAAAUACGUUGGGACUCUCUUCUGCCUCCAAACUCAAUUUCUCUCCCGCAUUUUCCCUCUCUAGAUGCUUUUCCACUGUAUUGGGGGGGUUGAAGUAUGCAACUUCACAUGAAUGGGUGAAGCAUGAAGGGCCGGUGGCUACAAUUGGCAUCACCCAUCAUGCUCAGGACCAUCUGGGAGAGGUAGUGUUUGUGGAGCUGCCAGAAUCUGGUAGCCCAGUGUCACAAGGCAAGAGCUUUGGAGCAGUGGAAAGUGUAAAAGCAACCAGCGAUGUGAAUUCCCCAAUCUCUGGUGAAGUUGUGGACGUCAAUUCAAAGCUUGCUGAAACACCUGGCCUGGUAAUUCAUUCUCACAUUCAACAGCACCCCCAUAUAAGACGAGGAUUAUUACUGUGGUUUCUAACAAAUUUUUUUUCCCAUAUAUAUAUAUAUAUAUAUAUAUAUAUUGUAAUUAAGAUAAAUUCAAGCCCUUAUGAAGAAGGAUGGAUGAUCAAGGUGAAGCCUAGUAGCCCGUCAGAGUUGGAAUCUUUGAUGGGUCCGCAAGAAUACACAAAGUUCUGUGAAGAAGAAGAUGCUGCCCAUUGAUUAAAAUGUACAUGUGUUUAAUUUUUCGAGGUUAAUAUAUAUUUGUGCAGUACUUUCUGCAAGGACUUUUGCUUAUGUUAUGAAAUAUAAACAAGUGAUUUGAUAUAAAACAAUUCAUAUAUCUCGUGUCAUUUUACAAAUGAGAUUUGACACAAA
Molecule: messenger RNA, 988 nt
Organism: Malania oleifera
Lineage: Eukaryota; Viridiplantae; Streptophyta; Magnoliopsida; Santalales; Ximeniaceae
Product: glycine cleavage system H protein 3, mitochondrial
Exons: 3
Coding region: 218-832 (204 amino acids)
Biological process (GO): protein lipoylation; glycine decarboxylation via glycine cleavage system
Cellular component (GO): cytoplasm; mitochondrion; glycine cleavage complex
Source: RefSeq, a predicted model, not a curated record